This is a messenger RNA of Carassius gibelio (silver crucian carp), 2236 nucleotides long. Its product is annotated as WSC domain-containing protein 1-like. The coding region runs from base 455 to 2167 and encodes 570 amino acids. Gene Ontology annotation, molecular function: sulfotransferase activity. Lineage: Eukaryota; Metazoa; Chordata; Actinopteri; Cypriniformes; Cyprinidae. The transcript has 9 exons. The record is from RefSeq and is a predicted model, not a curated record.
CAACAACGCAGUUUUAAGUCGGUAAAUACUCGGCACGAUUCUCUAAUUUUUCUCCAACGACUUCAAAAGACGCAGAGACACAAAAAGUCGUCUCGAACUGCAGGCGAUUUAGAAACCGGUAAACAUGCGACGAAAACAUUUCUUUGUAAUCGACAGAUAGAGUUAAGCAUCGGGGAAGAGCUGGUGAGUAUUUCCAUCCAGUCAGUCAGGAAUCACCGACUCUCUUCAGGGGAAGCGCGCGUCCGAGCGCGGGAGACGCACAGAGCGCGUGAGCUGGACACAUUCGCGUCUGACAGAUCCGAGGCAACACACUCACAGAGGUCCUGUGAACUCUUGAUGCUGUCGAGACCAAGAGCUAAAGGAUGAAGAUCAGAGAAUAUAUAAUCUUGUAUUUAUUUGUCCUGUAUACGUAAAAGGAUCUUGUUUGACAUCCAUCCGGAUGGUUUGAACCAGGAUGGCCAAGCCGUUCUACAGACUUCAGCACUUUUUAAGGCGGGCUCAGCUGCUUCUGUUUUUUCUGGGUGUGGCUUACAUCAUGGCAGGAAGUGUGUUACUGCUUCAGCGCUCCAUUGUGGUAAAAUUUCAGAAAGAAACCGAUACCGCGCCGCUACUUUCACUAGCAGCGCCACCUAGAUCCAUGGAGGUACCUGCUACCAGGUGGUUGUACAGGAGGACUGUCAUCCGAGAGAUGGACAACCAACCUCUUGAUCAGACAGAAAACAGAAAGGACCUGAAGCACCUCAGAUCUCGUAAUCUAGAGAUCAGGCAUCUGAGACGUCACUGGUUCCAUGGUUAUGCUGAACAGAAAAGCUCUUCUGAACACAGUCUGUCACAUAAGAAAGACAGACGUAAAGGGACCUACAUCGGAUGUUUUAUAAACAAUGAAACGGAGCAUGCACUCAGUGGGACCGUUCUUUAUGAUUUCCGCAAAAUGACCAGCGCCUUGUGUCAGGACACCUGCUCUGAGAGUGGGUUCCGGUAUGCUGGGCUGGAGUAUGGAGCAGAGUGCCAUUGUGGAAAUCGGGUCUGUGCCCAGCGGGCUCGGGGUGAGGACUGUAAUCUGGAUUGCCGUGGAGAGAAGGGAUCCCCCUGUGGAGGGGUGGGACGCAUGUCUGUUUACAGAGUUGAGGAUCGACUUCCAGGACAGAGAAGAUACAGAGCUGUUCACUACCAUGGCUGUUACAAGAAGCCAAAGAACUCUACUGAUAACUUCCUGAUCCAGACCUCGGAGCCAACACACACACCUCAGCAGUGUAUAGAGACCUGUACAGAUCAGGACCUGCCAUUGGCCAUUUUGAGAGGGCACGACUGUUUCUGCAGCCAUGUCUCGUUUCUCUUCACAGUCCAGAUGAGUGAACAGGAAUACAUGUGUGAGGGGGGCAACCAGACAAAUCACACCUCUCCUUAUGACCUUGACUACUACUGGGUGUACAGUACUCCUGUGCUAGAUGCAAUGUGCAAAGAAAGGAGAUUUCUGCCCCAGAAGUCCAGCACUCUCGUGGCCCUGUCCAGCUUUCCAGGGGCAGGAAACACCUGGUUACGUCACCUGAUUGAACUCGCCACUGGAUUCUACACCGGCAGCUAUUACUUUGAUGGAUCGCUGUACAACAAAGGUUUUAAAGGAGAGAAGGAUUACUGGCAGAGCGGGAGAGUCAUCUGUGUCAAGACUCAUGAAAGCGGCCAGCGAGAGAUCGAAAUGUUCGACUCAGCCGUCCUGCUGAUGCGAAACCCCUAUCGCUCUCUAAUGGCAGAGUUCAACCGCAAGUGUGCUGGACACCUGGGAUAUGCGUCAGAUGUUCACUGGAGGAGCAAAGAGUGGUCAGAGUUUGUAGACAGCUAUUCAUCCUGGUGGGUGUCUCACGCUCUGGCCUGGUUGCGGUUUGCCCACCACCUGCUGGUGGUUCACUUUGAAAAUCUACAGAAAGAUCUAGUCCCUCAGUUAAAGACCAUCAGCGCUUUUCUGAACACCAGCAUUUCUGAGGAAAGACUACUGUGCACUGAGAGCAACAGAGAUGGCCAUUUUAAACGCUCUGGAUCCCGCAGCCUGACAUUUGACCCCUUCACCCCUGAGAUGAGAGCUCGUAUAGACAAAUACAUCCGUACAGUAGAUAAAGCCCUCAGAGACAGAAACCUCAGCGGCCUGCCACAGGAGUACAUGCCCAGGUGAGGAUUUGGGAACGCAGCUGCUGUUGGACACAAACACAAAGUGCCUGAGUAAAAAAAACGGAGUUCUUGC